Scatophagus argus is the source of this 1833-nucleotide messenger RNA. It is a transcript of the gene c4h5orf34, whose product is annotated as chromosome 4 C5orf34 homolog. The coding region runs from base 100 to 1728 and encodes 542 amino acids. The record is from RefSeq and is a predicted model, not a curated record. NCBI's taxonomy places the organism in Eukaryota, Metazoa, Chordata, Actinopteri, Scatophagidae. The transcript has 11 exons.
CGUCCCCUCCUGAUGACGUUGACCAACGCGUCACCGUGUUUUGAGUUGCAGCGCGUCUCCAGCGGCGGGGCAAAGUGGGUCCAUUUCGCAGGUUAAACGAUGGAAACCAAUGCUAGUGCCAGUUCGAUGAUUAUGUAUGAGGAUGAGUCGGUGGAUGUUCGUUACGGAAACGGAGUCCAGUUACAACUGUCGCCGUGUGGCUGUGAAUUCAUGCUGGUAAAACCCUCAGACCCCUCCGGACAUCCUCUGCAGCCCCCGCAGAGAGUCCGGCAGAGGACAAGAUUCGCCAUCAGCACGUAUAAGGAGCUGUUGGUGACUGCCUUGACAUUUAGGAACAAAUAUGCUAGUCGACCGUAUCUGCCAGAGGAACUCAUCCCCGCUGACCACAAGAAGCCCUUUUUCAGCAUUGACUCAGAGGUGCAGUGGCCCGAGUGGUCUUCCUGUGAGGCCGAGACGGGACCUGGAGGCGAGACCAUCGUCAGGUCGGAGGACGAGCGAGCUGCGUUGAUGCUGUCGCCCUCAGGUGAAGAAUUCUCUGUUGAGUUUCCAUGCAGCCUCAGUCGCACUCAGAAACAGCACCCCAGCAUGCGGUGCUUCAGCAGAGACUCUGAGGGCAGCCCAGCCAGUCAGCAGCAAGUAAGCAAUCUGACCUGUCGGACCACCGACGAUGAGACCAAAGAAGUCGAUCAGGGGAGAGGAAGCAGUAGGAAUGAGUCCUUUAGGUCAAGGUCUUGCUCUCCUCAGCCUGCCAGCACUGCUCAUCCAAAGCUGGAGGGGAUGCACCAGUCCACCGCAGUGGUCCAGCAUCACUCCAGCUGUGCUGUCGAUCCCAUCUGGUGCUACCCUUUGUCCUUGGCUCGUCACCUCCGGACAGCUCGUCUCUCUAAAGCUGAAGGUGUCAUAGCAGAGGGAGGCGGCCAUGUAAGCCAGACACACAGAAUAAACAUGUCAGACGUAUCCGACGUGGAAAGAAGGUCUCACCUUCCUGUGGCGCUGCCUCUCACAUGUCCAUCACCUCACUGGCACAGAUGGAAAGUCGAAGACCCCCUGGCCAAUAAAGACCAAGAUUUUCCUUCAGAGCUGGUAAAAGUGAUGUGGUGUCACGGAGUCACCUACAGGAUACUGAGUGGGACUGUCUCAGUCAUGGAGGUUUCCCCUGGAGAUGGAUCAGUCAUCCGGUCCAACGGUGUCCUCAACACUUAUUUUACCCACCACAAACCUGAGCUCCUGUCAGGGCAGGUGAAAGAGGUGACAUACCAUCUGAACAACCUUCCACCUGAUGUACCUGGACAGCUCUACUCUUUAAGCUCCGUUGUGAGCCGUGCGAGCAGGAUCCUCACCUGCUACAACGAGGCCAAGCAGUCGCUCAAGUUCCUGGCCACACCCAGCUGCUUGCAAGAGGAUGGACAUAUUUGCAAACCAGCAUGGACUGAAGAGAAUCUGUCCAAUCCUGUAUCUGCCGAGCAGCAUGUGAAGGUCACAGAGUCUGCAGAAAGUCGGUCAGAUCUCGUAGCGGCAGAACUGGAGAAGAUAAAACGAUUCAAUUAUCUGCUGGACAACAACCACCCGCUGAGAAGUGAGAAACGGCGUGCAGAAGUGGAGAGCAGCCCUGCAGAAGAGACGACCCGCGAGGCGAUGCAUGAGGACUGCGUCGCUGAAGCUCUGCAGAGAACGUCCACAGCCAUUCGGGACAUUGAUGCUCUCAUAUCUGCAGUAGCACUAACUUGAGAAAGUUCAAAAGAAACCCCAACGUGUGAGCUUGAUCGCUAGGACUUCAAAUACUCAUAGUUUUACUGUUAUGUGUAGAGAAAUAAAUUUCUUUCUUUAUGUUGA